AUGUUUUCUAACCUCAUUGGCCACACUCGGGCCUUUCUCCCUCAAGGGAACUCUGAUGAUUACAUCGGGACUGGCGUUGGUGGCUUCGAUCAAACCCCUCCUCCAAGUUCACGCGUAUCCGUGGACAUGCCAAGAAGCGAGGAUAUGGGAUCAGAGGCUAUCAAAGAGUUGAGAGCGAACCAUGACCCCGUAUCUCUUGGUCAUCUUAAAUCACCAUUGACCGAUUCAGAGUUUUCUGGCACAAAUAAGUCGACUCCUCUUGCAAAGACUCGGCAAUUCGAACCCUCAGCAGAAACACUAAAUAUCCUCGGCGCUAUACCUGCCCCCCUUUACCACAAAACUUCUUUAUCACAGGACGGGAUGGCAAUACAGCACAGUCGUCUAGAAUCUUCGGUGGGUGGCCAGAAUGAACACGAAGUUGAAGAUAUUCCGGAGACUACAGGGAUUCUGUGCGCCGACAAUGACCUAAAGUCAUCACGAGGCGAGAUUGGCCAGCGGCCAACUUUGGAACAGAACUCGCCUAGAUCAAGAAGUGUCUUGUCGAACAAAGACUAG
This is a messenger RNA of Fusarium odoratissimum NRRL 54006, 555 nucleotides long. RefSeq lists its product as uncharacterized. Bases 1 to 555 code for a protein of 184 amino acids. The record is from RefSeq and is a predicted model, not a curated record. The transcript has a single exon. Lineage: Eukaryota; Fungi; Ascomycota; Sordariomycetes; Hypocreales; Nectriaceae.